GUUUAAACCCAAAGUCAGAGUGAUGACAAGACACUGAAACAGAGAUACUGCCAUCGGAAAUGUAAUGAGGAACUGUCAAAGUAAAGAGGAGGUUAACACUAAGACAGAGCGACCACAAGACACUGAAACAGAGACACUGACACCUGACAUGUAAUACUGCGUGGUAGUUGAAGGUUGCUUCAGUUGUGUCAGUAUGUCGUUACGGAGAGACUACGGUUGCAGAUUUGGGAUUAUUACAAUCAUGUUUCUGCUUUGGAAGGGAACCAUCAGUGAUGGAGAUUGCUCUCUAAUCAUAAAUAAUGCAGCAAAACAAUAUGCCGGGAAAUAUGGGUUCAGGCUUGAAGAUAAUAUUGGCCCAACAUUAAAGUGGACCUUUAUACAAAGACAUCUAAACGUUAAUAUCACAGAUCUCACAGAAAAGCCAGAAAUUAUUAUUACUCCCCAAAAGAACCUGGUUGCAGGAAAGAGUGUGACCCUGACAUGUAAACCUCCUGGAACUGGUAAAUGCCCUGGGCCAGCUCCAGAAAUCACAUGGGGGAAACUUGAAAAGAACAAUAAGGCUGUAUCUGAUCGAGAUAUUAUAUGUGGGGGAAAGAAUAUUAAAAUAUCUCAGUGUAAAGAGUCAGCAAUCACCUUUACCCUGUCUCAGGAUGAUCACAGAACAUCUAUAACCUGCACAGUGACUUUUCCAUCUGUGAAAAAAACUCCCCAGAGUUUAGUUACCCUAAACGUUCAGUAUCCUCCAUCCAUUUCUUUUUCUUCUGAAAUUCAAGGACAAUCUGCUACUAAUGACUCUGUAAGUGUGGACAAUGGAGACUCUGUGCUUUUUCGAUAUUCAGUAGACAGUAACCCACCUGCUAAUGUUACAUUGAUGAGAGGGGAGGAGAGGUUAGUUAGCACUGUAACUGGACAAGAGCUGAUCCUGCACCUUCAGAACAUAACGCUCAGAGAGGCCAGUACCUACACCAUCUCAGCAUCAAACCAGCACGGGAGAAAAAACAAGUCUGUGAUUUUACACGUAAUAAGUGCUAGUAAGAGGCAUGAAGAGCAAAACUGUGUGGACGGUUUUAAUGACAAAACAUUCACGAACCAAAUCCGUGAUAUAAUGAUCGGGUGUGUAUGUGGAAUUACCCUCGCAAUGUGUGUGAUUCUCAUAGUAAAAUUAAUUUCAAGGAAAAGGGAAAAACAAAAAUCAGAUGCUGUGCCAUCAUCUGGAAAUGAUAACACCAAUGAGAUCAAUGACAUGUACAUGAAUGUGCAUCCAGAAUCAAUGGUAAAUCCAGACUUAUCGAAUAAAAACAGAAAUAAAGGAAUGGAUGAACAAACUCCAAAUUAUUCCACCAUUAACUUCUCCGAUGCACCCUCAAACCCCAAACAAAAUCAUUUUGAGCCUGUAUACGCAGUGGUAAACAAGAAACAAUAGACAU
Pelobates fuscus (common spadefoot toad) is the source of this 1427-nucleotide messenger RNA. RefSeq names its product sialic acid-binding Ig-like lectin 9. The record is from RefSeq and is a predicted model, not a curated record. Lineage: Eukaryota; Metazoa; Chordata; Amphibia; Anura; Pelobatidae. The coding region runs from base 194 to 1423 and encodes 409 amino acids. The transcript is spliced from 11 exons.